Messenger RNA from Diabrotica virgifera virgifera (western corn rootworm), 2238 nucleotides. Its product is annotated as nose resistant to fluoxetine protein 6-like. The transcript is spliced from 14 exons. The record is from RefSeq and is a predicted model, not a curated record. The coding region runs from base 116 to 2113 and encodes 665 amino acids. NCBI's taxonomy places the organism in Eukaryota, Metazoa, Arthropoda, Insecta, Coleoptera, Chrysomelidae. Gene Ontology annotation, molecular function: acyltransferase activity, transferring groups other than amino-acyl groups.
AUCGUAGUAUUGACUGACACAGAAAGACUGCUGAUUAUCUGUUUAACCUAGUUUUUGUUAAGAUACCAAAUAUUUUAUAAAGUUAUUGCUAGUUAAGGUUUUGAUAUAAAACAGUAUGGAGCUUUUUACGAUUGCUUAUUUAGUUAUAUCUCUGAUUUGUGGGAAAGUUAAUGCCAAGAUCGAUUCCGAAAUUGUUCAAAAUUUAAAUAUGGCGUCUGGAAAUAUUAAAAUAUCAGCUGAAUGCAAAAAUAGUUUAGGCGUUUAUUUAAGCAGAUUGAAUGAGAGUACCAACCGAGAGGAAGAUAUUUGGGCUUUGCAAAUGCUGGAUGCCACCUCAAAGAUACCUGUGGGUAUCCUCUCCCUUAAUUUCGGAGAUAUGGGUGAUUUUAAUGAAUGCAUAGAAAUAGCAUCUACAAAAGACAAAAUUUUUGGAAAAUACUGUCUUGCUCAUAUCGGCGUAAACGUUUCAGCCAUAAACAGAGAUUUAUCAUACUUCCAAAGUACGACCUUCCUCCAAAAAUUAUUAUCAAGGAUAUCGGCAGAAUUUGCAAUCGAUGAUGGCCUUUCAUCAUGUUCUUUAUGUUAUUCUUUGGCGCUGUGUUUGCCGAAUAACUGCUCAGAUGCAGAUGGUACUCAAGUAACCAAUUACAUGAUAGACACAUUUGGGGUCGGCGUCGAAUCAAUGAUGUGUCAAACAAAACAGGACGUUGAUCCACCUUUAGAUAGGGAUGCGAUUAUAGGCAUAUCCAUUUUAACCAUUCUUUUACUAUUAGUUAUUUUAUCUACCACGACAGAUCUCUACUUUUUGCAUACUCAAAGGGGCAAUAUCCCAUCAAUAUUUGUUAGCUUCUCGCUAUACACAAAUGGAAAAAAAGUCUUUGAGAUGCCACAAAGAAGGUCCAAUCUUUCAUGCUUAGACGGAAUCAAAGUUCUGUCUAUGUUCUGGAUUGUACUGCUUCAUACACAUAAUACUUACUUAGCCGGACCUCUUUUUAAUAGCGAUGAUGUUUUGGAUCAUUACAAUAAGUUAUUAACCAUGCUUUUUGCCCGAGCAGAUCUCGCCUGUGAUGCUUUUUUGCUAGUAGGAGGACUAUUAGUAACUUAUUUAUUCUUUUCAAAGAAAGACGACAAACGCCUUACUCCAGCUAAAAUUUCCAAACAUUAUUUACACCGAUACCUAAGGUUAACACCAGCCUUGGCUGGUAUUGUGCUCGUUUCUGCUACACUGUUACGAUAUUUUGGUUCGGGUCCUCGUUGGCCGAUAACUGUCAUCAGUUUUGAAGGAUUUUGUAAAAGAUAUUGGUGGACGACUUUACUAUAUAUUCAAAAUUGGGUGAAUGUUGAAACCAUGUGUGUUGGACAUUCAUGGUAUGUAAAUGUUGAUAUGCAGUUAUUUUUGCUUUCUCCUCUAAUAUUUUGGCUCUUGACAAAUUAUCCAAAAACGGGAAUAUUCGUUAUAGUAACUGGAAUAUUUAGCUCUAUUGGACUCUCCUUUUAUAGAGCCUAUACAAUGGAGUUACAGGCAAUGAUUUCUGAAGUAAAAAUGGAGCCGAAACCGGAAUACAUGCAUAAGUAUUAUUUAAGAACAGAAACAAGAGCUUCCCCCUGGUUAAUGGGAACAAUAUUGGGUUACAUUUUAACUCGGAAGCAACUAACUUUAAUAAGUUUAUCAAAAAAAAUUAGCUUACCAGCAUGGGUUUUGAGCUUUUCACUUAUGAUGGUUUGUAUUUUUGGUGGACAUAGUACAUUAAGAGGACCAGAAUAUCGACGGUUGGAAAAUUCCUUUUAUAUUGCAUUGAUAAGACCGUCAUUUUGUAUAGCAAUAAGUUGGAUCAUUUGGGCAUGUGCUACAAAUCAUGGGGGUUACAUAAACACUUUUCUAUCCCUUCCAUUUUUUCAGUUUAUGAAUAAAUUUUCAUACAGUAUCUACCUCAUCCAUGUGCAAGCUAUAUUUCCAAUCGUUUAUUCACAAAAGACUGCAAUCUAUUUUAGUGACUUUAAUAUAAUUUACUGGUAUUGGGGAUUAUUUAUGUUUUCGUUUGGACUGUCAAUAAUUUGGCUGUUGGUGUUCGAGUACCCUGCAGUUGCGUUGGAGCGAAUAAUUUUUUCUUAGAUUUAGAAACCCUUACGUGCUAGAGUUGCAUUACUUCAGUAUUAAUAUGGUUUUAUAAACUGGAUCAAAAAGAGUACUGUAAAUAAAUUUAUAAUAAAACAAAUAUAACAUUUUCUUGUUUCCUU